Molecule: messenger RNA, 1500 nt
Organism: Aspergillus tubingensis
Lineage: Eukaryota; Fungi; Ascomycota; Eurotiomycetes; Eurotiales; Aspergillaceae
Product: polyamine oxidase
Exons: 7
Coding region: 1-1500 (499 amino acids)
Molecular function (GO): oxidoreductase activity
Source: RefSeq, a predicted model, not a curated record
AUGAGAUUCGCCAGAAUAGCAGCAACCCUCACUGCCUUCGCGGUAGUAGGAAAUGCUAGAACGUGUACGGAAACUGAGGUGGUCAUAUUAGGUGCCGGUGUGGCGGGCGUGACUGCUGCAGAAACACUGCACAAGAACGGUGUCGAAGAUUUUAUCGUACUAGAGUAUCAGGACCGUAUUGGUGGGCGGAUGCACGAGGUUACCUUUGGCAAAGGGCAACAAUAUGUAGUGGAGGCUGGGGCUAAUUGGGUACACGGAACUGGUGGACCCGAAACACACGUGAAUCCCAUCUGGGACUUGGCUAUUAAAGCCAACCUCCGCACACUAACCAGUGAUGUCGAGAAUGCCACGGUAUACGACCAGACGGGAGAAAUACCACCCGAGCUCCUUUUCAACGCACUGAAAGCUGUCAGCGAUGCCGACUCCAAGGUCCUCGCCGACGCUGGCAUCCGACUUCACCACCACCUAGAAGACCGUACAUACCGCGCGGCCCUUCGGCGGCAGGGAUGGAACCCGAAAGAGACAAAUCAGUACGAGCAACUGGCCGACUAUCUGGCAUUUGACUCGGUCACAGCAGCCAAGGCAAAAGAAACUUCCGAGAUCUAUACCGCAGUAACCACAAAUGCGACGGCCAAGUUCUUCUCUCACCGAGAGGAGUUCAGCUUCGAUCAGCGUGGGUUCUCCAUCAUCCUCAGGAAUGUAGCAGAUCCACUCUUCGAAGGACAGAAUGCUUGGCGCCUUCGGAAAAACACCAUCGUUAAAGAAAUUGAGCACGACGAUGACUCCGUGACAGUACAUAGCACGGAUGGGAAAUGUGUGCGAGCCAAGUACGCUAUUAUGACAUUUUCUUUGGGUGUGCUGCAGCAUCCUGAAGCUGUGAAGUUUACACCCGAGCUACCAAGGUGGAAGAAAGAUGCUAUUACGAGCUUCGAAAUGGUCACGUAUACCAAAAUAUUCAUGCAAUUUCCGCAUUCCUUCUGGCCCAAGAACCAGUAUCUGUACUACGCCGACCCGAAUACUAGAGGCUACUAUCCGCUGUUUCAGCCAUUGGAUGUUCCCGGGGUGCUGGAGGGAUCGAAUAUCCUCGUCGUUACAGUUGUCAACGACCAGGCGUAUCGGGUUGAGCGGCAAAGCGAGGACAAGACCCAAGCUGAGAUUAUGGAAGUGUUGCGCAAGAUCUUUGGGGACGAGACCAUCCCGGAACCGAUAGGCAUUUUCUAUGCGAGGUGGACGCAAAUGCCUUGGUCGUACGGCUCGUACUCGAACUGGCCACCCGCAGUAUCUGCCCAGACCCAUCGGAAUCUCCGAGCGAAUGUUGGGCGGGUUUUCUUUGCUGGAGAGGCUACAAGCCCAAACUUCUCGGGCUUUCUGCAUGGUGCGUACUAUGAAGGGAAGCGUGCGGCGAAGUCUAUUACUUCGUGUCACGACGGUCCAGGAUGGGGUGACUGUAUGCCUGAUAGAGGAAGGGUUGGCACUACUCCGAUUCUUGAGUUCGCGUAA